This is a messenger RNA of Rhinolophus ferrumequinum (greater horseshoe bat), 1686 nucleotides long. It is a transcript of the gene A4GALT, whose product is annotated as alpha 1,4-galactosyltransferase (P blood group). Bases 485 to 1546 code for a protein of 353 amino acids. The transcript is spliced from 5 exons. Gene Ontology annotation, molecular function: acetylglucosaminyltransferase activity. NCBI's taxonomy places the organism in Eukaryota, Metazoa, Chordata, Mammalia, Chiroptera, Rhinolophidae. The record is from RefSeq and is a predicted model, not a curated record. Gene Ontology annotation, biological process: protein O-linked glycosylation.
CUGGGCUUCGGGGCAACGUUAACCGGCGCCCGCCGCCACCGGAGCAGGAGGUACCGGGGCCGCGUGGAGGAUGGGAAAGAUUGAGUGAAGUGGGAGCUGGGAUGUGCUGCGGGGAGGUCCAACCUCAGAGUCCACUUCCCUUCGCUGCUAGUGUCCCUCUGGCUGCCAAGUGAAUGAGUCAGGGAGUGAAUGAGUUUCCUGUGUGCCCACUGUGUGCCAGGCGCUGAGGACGGCCCUGGAGAGAGAAAGUGUACAGGCCCUCAUGUGCCAAGGAGGUCUGUCUGGCCAACUCCCUUCCAUGGAUUUGCAGGCGCGGGAAGCAUGUGGAAGGCCGUGUUCGUGUUGCAGAGAAGGUUGGCUGCUGAGCCAGGGCGUGUCUGCAGGAGGCCUGCCAGGCUGCCCGGAUCCCCACCUCACCACCAUGGGCCACCCAGGCUGACCCGCCGGUUCCUGCUGGAGGCUCCUGGUGUCAUUCCGAGAGACCAUGUCCAGGGCCCCUGACUGCCUGCUGUGGCCACUCCGGGGCAUCCCGAGGCCGCGGUCCUGCACCCUGUUCAUCAUCAGCUUCAAGUUCAUGUUUUUGGUCUCCAUUAUGAUCUACUGGCACGUUGUCGGGGAGCCCAGGCGCCAAGGGCAGUUCUCCAACCUGCCUGUAGACGUUCCCUGCCCCCGCUUGGUGCCCCCCACCCCGCCCUCCAGCACGCCCCCUCAGGGCAACAUCUUCUUCCUGGAGACUUCAGACCGGACCAACCCCAACUUCCUGUUCAUGUGCUCAGUGGAGUCCGCUGCCAGGGCCCACCCCGAGUCCCGGGUCAUGGUCCUGAUGAAGGGGCUUCCCGGCGGCAAUGCCUCGUUGCCCCGGCACCUGGGCCUCUCGCUUCUGGGCUGCUUCCCCAACGUCCAGAUGCUCCGGCUGGACCUGGAGGAGCUGUUCCGGGACACGCCCCUGGCGACCUGGUACACGGCCGUGCGGCGGCGAUGGGAACCCUACCUGCUGCCCGUGCUCUCCGACGCCUCCCGGCUGGCGCUCAUGUGGAAGUUUGGCGGCAUCUACCUGGACACGGACUUCAUCGUCCUCAAGAACCUGAGGAACCUGACCAACAUGCUGGGCAUCCAGUCCCGCUAUGUCCUCAACGGCGCCUUCCUGGCCUUCGAGCGCCACCACGAGUUCAUGGCACUGUGCAUGCGGGACUUCGUGGCCCACUACAACGGCUGGGUCUGGGGCCACCAGGGCCCGCAGCUGCUCACGCGGGUCUUCAAGAAGUGGUGCGCCACCCGCAGCCUGGGCGACAGCCACGCCUGUCGUGGCGUCACCAUCCUACCCUGUGAGGCCUUCUACCCCAUCCCCUGGCAGAACUGGAAGAAGUACUUCGAGGAUGUCAGCCCCGAGGAGCUGCCCCAGCUGCUGAAUGCCACCUACGCCGUCCACGUGUGGAACAAGAAGAGCCAGGGCACGCGCUUCAAGGCCACGUCCCGAGCGCUACUGGCCCAGCUCCAUGCCCGCUACUGCCCCACGACACACGCGGCCAUGAAGAUGUACUUGUGAGGGGCCUACCAGGCCACCUCCCCACACCCCACAUCCUGAUGGAGAAGGGCUCCCAGCAGUCCUUCCUGGGGAGGCGAGAUGGGGGGCCCCGAGCUGCUGCAGCCCAGGAUUUGGGGCAGGGGUAGGGGAUGGCAGGGAAC